AUGUUAGCUUGUUUGAACAGCGAGUCAGAGCGACAGUUUGACGGAGAGCAGACCGUGUUUCCGAUGGAGAAUAAGACAAAUGUGCAGCAGCUGUUUGUGAUCAAAGAGGAGUUUCAGCCUGAGCAGCAGAACUGGUGUCCCAGUCUGGACCAGGAGGACCAAAAGCCUCCAGGAUUUAAACCGGGAAAAAUGGAGAGCGACAUCUCAGAGGUCACCUUCAGUCCAGACCUUGUGAACUUUGAAGAAGAUGAAGAUCCAGAUCUGUAUUCAGAUUCUAAAGAUCAAAGUUCUGAUUUUUCAGAAAUCGAAGUCAGUGACGGAAACUGGGAGGACAUCAGUGAAUCUCAGUCGGCCUUAAAUCCAGUGAGAAAUGAUAAAAUUCCUGUAGGUGAUACAGGAUCUGCGAGCGAAAAGAUUUACAGCUGCACUGAAUGUGGUAAAGCAUUCAAUCGCAAGUCUUGUCUGAUAAGACACGAAAGAAUCCACACUGGUGAAAAACCUUUUAGCUGCUCGGUUUGUAAAGCAGCUUUUGCAUUUAACUAUCUCCUGGUGCAACACACAAGAACCCACAGUGGAGAGAAACCUUUCAACUGCUCUAUUUGUGGUCAGAAGUUCAGUAGGAAGGACUGUUUAAACUCUCACAUGAGAUGCCACACUCAAGAAAAUUCAUACAGCUGCUUUUUUUGCAACAAAGCUUUUCCGUGGAAAGAAAAGUUAGAGGAACACACAAGAACUCACACUGGAGAGAGACCUUACAGCUGCUCAAUAUGUGGCAAAAACUUCAGCCGCAAAUAUAUUCUGACUUGCCACAUGAAACGUCACACUGUAGAGAAACCUUUCAGAUGUUCCAUCUGUCAGGCAGCUUUCAAGUGGAAGCAGAAUCUUGUGCGUCACACAAGAACCCACGCAGGAGAAAAAUUUUUCAGCUGCUCAGUUUGUAAGGCAGCGUUUGGAAGAAAACAGGACUUUGCGGAACACGCACAAAUCCAUGCAGAUGUGCAGCAGCUGAUGACGACAACAGAGGAAUUUCCUCCUGAACAGCAGAACUGGAGGCCCAGACUGGACCAGGAGCCCCCCCAAAAAACAGACUUGAAACAAGAAAAAGAGACGACUGAUAUCUCAACGUCCAGUUCUGUUCCUGAGAAGAGCGACGAGGAAGCUCAACCCUCAGAGUUUCAUCUCAACCAGACCGAGAACAGCAGGGACUCUGUGGGACCAGAUCCAGAUCACUAUUUUGAAUCCGAGCCAGAAGAUAAAACUUCAAAUGAUGUCAGUGAUAGAAACUGGGGGAGCAGUGAACCACAGUCAGAUUUACAUGAUGUCGAAAUGAAUCAAAUGACUGCUGGUGACAGAACGUGUGACAGCGGUAGAAAAACUUACAAGUGCCUUGAAUGUAGUAAAGUGUUCACCAGCAGAUCGAACCUGUUAAGACACAACCAAAUCCACACAGGAGAAAGACCUUUCAGCUGCUCCGUCUGUAAGGCGACUUUCAAAUGGAAACAAAAUUUUGUACAACACUCAAGAACCCACAGCGGAGAACGACCUUUCAGCUGUUCCGUCUGUAACGCAGCUUUCAAAUUUAAACAGCAUCUUGUACGACACGAAAGCACCCACACGGGCGAGAAGCCUUUCAGCUGUUCCAUCUGCGAAGCGACUUUCAACUGGAAACCAAAUUUUUUGCGACACGUAAAAACCCACACGGAAGAAAGGCCCUUCAGCUGCUCCAUCUGUAAGGCAGCUUUCAAGUCCAAGCAGAAUCUCGUGCAACACGCAAAAACCCACACCGGAGAGAAGUCUGUGAGCUGUUCCAUCUGUAAGACAACUUUCAAAUCUAAAGGACAUCUUCAGCAACACUUGAGAACCCACACAGGAGAAAAACCGUUCAACUGCUCUGUCUGCAAGGCAGCGUUUGGAAGGAAGCGGGACUUUGUGGAGCACACAAAAAUCCACGCAGAUGUUCAGCAGCUGUUGAUGACGAAACAGAAGCUUCUUCCUGAGCAGCAGAACUGGAGUUCCAGACUGGAUCAGAACGAACAAAAGGCCACACGUAUUAAAGAGGAACAAGAGGAGGCCGAUAUUAUAGAGUUUAUAUUUAGCCCUGGUCCUGUGAAGUUUGAAGAUGAUUAGAAGAGAUUUCAGCCCUCGGAGCUUCAUCCCAGCAAAACUGAAAGGAACAGACCGCAGAACUAGAUCAAUAUUUAAAUUCAUAUCCUAAAAACAAAACUUCAGAUUGUUUUAAGAAUGUAUGUCAGGUAAAGUUUCUGUAGGUGAUGCAAGGUAGAGCAGUAAGAAGCCUCACCGCUGCACUGAAUGUGAUCAAACAUUAAACGACAGGACACAAGUGUUUGUAAAUCAGUCUUUUAAACUAAACAUUAACUGCUGCCCAUGAAAUCUCACCAGAGAGGAACCCUGUGUGCAACAAGAAAGUUGCUCGGCUGUCAGCAGCCAGAACACGAGUGGUUCGAUCAGGCAGACCCAAGAUAUUAGGAUGAAAAUACAAUUAUUUUUUUUAUUAGUAGUAACGGAGGCAAAAAGCACACGAGGUGUAAAACUUUCCCAUGUCUGAUUUUAGGAUGUUAUGGGUCAGAUUUGAACUAAAUUCACUGGAGAUUAAAAAAUAAACUGCAUUUUUGGAUGUAGUUUAUAUGAAAUCUUGGUUAAUUCUGCUUUUAUCUUUUGUUGUUGUUGUCUUUCCUGUAAACUUUUUGAUUUA
Messenger RNA from Nematolebias whitei (Rio pearlfish), 2713 nucleotides. RefSeq names its product oocyte zinc finger protein XlCOF22. Gene Ontology annotation, molecular function: RNA polymerase II cis-regulatory region sequence-specific DNA binding; DNA-binding transcription factor activity. The transcript is spliced from 4 exons. Gene Ontology annotation, biological process: regulation of transcription by RNA polymerase II. The record is from RefSeq and is a predicted model, not a curated record. Bases 1 to 2127 code for a protein of 708 amino acids. NCBI's taxonomy places the organism in Eukaryota, Metazoa, Chordata, Actinopteri, Cyprinodontiformes, Rivulidae.